This is a messenger RNA of Athalia rosae (coleseed sawfly), 1902 nucleotides long. RefSeq lists its product as uncharacterized. NCBI's taxonomy places the organism in Eukaryota, Metazoa, Arthropoda, Insecta, Hymenoptera, Athaliidae. The coding region runs from base 254 to 1747 and encodes 497 amino acids. The record is from RefSeq and is a predicted model, not a curated record. The transcript is spliced from 2 exons.
CGGAUCAGAUGCCUGACCGUUUCUAUCUUUGGUAGAAAGUUUACUGGAUGUGUGGAGUGGCUGAUCUUUGAAACUUGAAUGAGAAGCUCUCGGAUCAGGCAUUAUUCAUGCCCUUGCAAACGCCUGAGUUAUGCGUUAGAGUGCACAGACAUGAAACACACGGCCUAAGUCUUCACCCCAUCGUCCACAGUCGCCCGUUCAUCAGCCCGCGAAAUUUCCCCUGUAUGAAAAAUCAAAAAUCAAAUACAAGGAGAUGGCUGGAAGAAUACCCUCAGGUAGGGCACCUGCUCGCGGGGGUCAAUGUGCAGGUCCAUCGCGCGGUAUUAGAAAUCCCGGUUUGACGAGAGCGGCGCAAUUGCGGCAGGCAAAAUCCGCGGCUUUUGUAAAGGAGCAAGAGGCGAAGGAAGCGGCUAAAAAUAUUCGAGUCGGUGGGCCCUGCGAUGUUCCGCGGAAGGCACGUGUCCCGAAAUUUACGAGAGGCCCCCCCCCAGCGGAACCCCGAAGGAUUAAUAUGACGAAACCUGCUAUGACAAAGGCCAUGUUAGCGCGCAUGAAACAUGCGGAAGAAUUCACAAAGAAUCUCGCUAAUCAAAGAAACGAAGCGAACUUUCAAAGAACUCAACGAGCUCCGACAGGCGGUGACCCCAGGCAAUGUCGGCAGCCUAGGCAAAGAGCUACGCCAGGUUCGCUCCAGCAGGCAUCUGCUGGUUCGCGAUUGAGAGGUCGAAAAGGCAACGCUUGCGGCGAGACUGGAUCUUCUACCGCACCUGGUCCGUGUGCGCAGGGUCCAAGGCGAGGUGCGAUGCCUCUUCCUCAGGCACAUUCCUCCAUGAGGAGAGGCAGAAGGUCGGGAGGAAUUAGUGGCAUAGCGGAAGAACAACCCAUCACGGCAAAAACCUGCGAGCUUGCCCAGUCUAUGAAUGCCGAUGUUCUUCAGGCAGAGCCUGUCGGAGAAGGGCCUGUACAAAAUAUUGUAAUACCUCCCGGUGCUGUGAGUCAAUGUAGAACGACGAUCGUUGCUCUGCCACACGACGACAGUGCAAAUCGAUCAUUGCAACUUCUUAGCGAAAGUCUGCUCGAGCAAGAUGCUCUAGAAUCGGUAACUAUUAACAGUAGACUUUGCGAGCUACAACACGCGAGAAGAGAUUUUGUACUCGCUGUGGCCAAUGUUGGAGGCAAUGUGGUAAACUUACACCAGCAUUCACAGUCUCCCUGCUCGGAUCAGCGUACCCUUUAUCAGCUACCGGACCCGUCGGACGAUAUCUUUCAAGUGGAAUACGGGCGUGCGCAUCCAACUGUGAUGGCUGCCCGGGAGUUUCACCAACGGCAGAGCGCAGCCCAGGCGGAACGAGAGAAUCAGAUGCGAAUCGAUCGCGAGUUCGCAAAGGUAGCAGCUUGCGAGGGAGGAUUGAGGUCUGACGUUCCCAUGGAACAGGAAAUUAUGGAGGGGGACAUAUCCUUUGAGGAGGAUGAAGAUGGGGUGAUCAUACCGUGCGCUUCGAGAAUAAAAGCAUCGAUGCCCCCCAUUCCACGAAAAAAUAUCGCCGCCGUACCGGAUGCAAUUGGCCCUGAAGAGCUCCAGAGGUUCUUCGAUCCUGCUAGAUAUCCCAUGCCUUGCGAUUAUGCUGAUCCCUACAUUCCACCGGCGGGACGCGAAAACCUACAUCCCGACCUUUGGGAGCUGGAUGAUCCUUGGUAUAGGGAAAUAACACAGCCAGACCUUAUGGAUUUCAACAGUUACUGCUGACGAACAAAAACAGUUCGAAUCAUACCGUAGUUUAUAAACCCACUUUAUCGUGCCCCAUAUCCCUAUACAUACAUUAUGAAUCAUUUAGUGAAAUGCCGUUUGUUAUUUAGUUAUAUAUACCUAUGUACUUAUACAUUAAUAAAAGUUUACAACGA